AUGAUGAAGAAGCGCAGUAGCAGUGGAGCUGACUUCGGUGCCGCCGUGAAACGGGCAAGAAUGGAGGGGCAGUUAGCUGUGCGUUUGGGGCUUUCGGUGGCUGCGUCAGAGGAUUAUCACCAGAUGAUGGCGGCUGCAGAGGAAGUGAUCAAGGGCUUCACAUUCCCUCAAGCGGAAGGAUUCAUGCACGAAAUCGAGCAUGAGGCUCGAAUCUUGGAGAAGGUGAUGGAUGUCGGCGGCGAGUCCAACAUUGCAGCGCCGGAGAAGCUCCAGGACCUAGCCCGAGAAACAGAGUAUUUUGACGGCGAGCCGGUUCUCGAAAGCGUCGUCGGCGCAAAUCUUGCUGUGGCGGCGGGGAUCGCUAUCCCGCUGGAACCUGACGACGAGAAACCUGUCGGUGCUGCCGGGGCCGGAGAAGCUCUGGAGGAGAAUGAGAAUUUUGUGGUGGACGCUGAGGAGGAACAAUUGAAGACGUGGAAUCUGUUUAUUUCAUGGACGACGGUGAUCAAGCCGAUGACGGGGCAUGCACCGGCGGCGGGGAGCGAUAUUGCUGCGGAACGACAUCACGACGGCGAACAAGCAGAAAAUGGGUUUUUCAGAGGCGAUGUCGGUAUUGUUUGA
This is a messenger RNA of Linum trigynum, 621 nucleotides long. The record is from the annotation of a GenBank genome assembly. Lineage: Eukaryota; Viridiplantae; Streptophyta; Magnoliopsida; Malpighiales; Linaceae.